AUGAAGCUUUGGAGAGAUUCAAGGAGUAUAACAAGGAGCUGCCCUAAUCAUGGCUUUUCAGAAGGUAACCUUUGGAACAUCUUUUACAAUGGGAUUGAUCACAAAUACAAGCUUUCUCUGGAUACCGCGAGCAAUGGUAACUUCAUGACCAAGUCGGUGCCGGAGGCAAAGCUUUUGAUUGAGAAUCUCGCUGCUAGUGAUGCCAAUGCAUGCCCUGACUACAAUAGAAGCGUGAAGACCACGAGCUCAUCAGAAUCAGCUCAAAUCUCGGAGCUAAAGAACAUGGUCUCACAACUACUCAAAAGCCGGCAAGGAGUUCACGCCAUUGAAGAUGCCCUAGCCACAAAUGAAGACACUCUUAUGGACUUCAUAGGAGAUGCCACUGAAGAGAACAUAGAGGAGGUCAACUACAUUGGAGGAAACUAUGGGAAUAGAGGAUUCAAUAACCAUUUCGAGCUCAUCCAAACCUAUCAUACCGGAGCAACAAUGUGGAGAAUCCAAUGA
Microthlaspi erraticum is the source of this 504-nucleotide messenger RNA. NCBI's taxonomy places the organism in Eukaryota, Viridiplantae, Streptophyta, Magnoliopsida, Brassicales, Brassicaceae. The record is from the annotation of a GenBank genome assembly.